Messenger RNA from Paramecium sonneborni, 1497 nucleotides. The record is from the annotation of a GenBank genome assembly. NCBI's taxonomy places the organism in Eukaryota, Ciliophora, Oligohymenophorea, Peniculida, Parameciidae.
AUGAUUAAUAUCACUAAACUAAUAAAGCAAAGAUAGCAGUAUACUACAAUAUUGGAAGACAAUUCCAAAUUAUUUAUUAAACCAAUAGAUGAAUUAGAUGAAAUCACUUUUAGUGGAGAAUAUUUAAUUUAAAAGAAUGGAAAACUAAAAAAGAAAUUUAUAUAAUUUUACUAACACAUCAUGGUUUAUUCUAAAAAAGUAUUUGUUUUUAUCUAAAAAAAGAAACAUUUUAAUAUUUUAAAUGCCACUUUAUUAUUACAUAUUACAAGUCUUAAUGAAAUUGAAGGAUUGAAAUUUAUAAAAUCAGGCACUUCUAUAGAAAUAUAUAACAAUGCAUCUGAGUUAUAUCUCUACAUCCGUAAAUAUUGUAUCCAAAGAGAAAUUCCUGAGAGAUACAAAAUAACCAAAACUCUUUAUUAUGGCAAUAACUCUACAGUAAACUAUAAUUUAAUGAUUAAGUUUCUGCAACUAGAAUCUACAUUACAAUUUAAAGCAGUUCAUGUGGCAAAGAUUUAUGAAAAAUAAAAUUAUCACACUUAAGAUUAAAUAAAUAGUAUAAAGAAAGAAGUUUAGAUACUUCGAUAGAUAAAAAAUUCACAUAUAUCAAAUCUUAUUGAAAUAUUUGAAAAUGAUGAAUUAAUCUUUUUAAUAAUGGAAGAAUUAAAAGGAGAAAGCUUAUAGACAAUUUUAGAAAAAUAAUAGCAAAUGAAUGAGAAUCAAAUAAAAUAGAUUAUGAAACCUCUUUUUGAGUGUGUGGCAUAUUUACAUUCAAAUAAUAUUUUCCAUCGAGAUAUUAAACCUUAAAAUAUAAAAUUUAGAUAUUCAGAUAAUAAUCUUGAACCUUGUCUAAUAGAUUUUAGUUUAGCUGAUUAUUGGAAUAAAAAUGGCAGAUAUAUAUUUACAAGAUGUGGUAGUGUAGGUUAUGUGGCACCUGAGGUUUUAUAAGAUAAGAAAUAUAUUCUUAACAUAGAUAUCUACAGUUUAGGAAUUAUAUUUUAUAUUUUGAUUACUUAAAAACAUCCUUUUGAAGAUCUAGACAAUAAUAAAAAAAUAUUAAAGAAUUAUAAUGGUAAAGUUGAUUUUACUGAAAUACAAUGUUCAUAAAUUCUUUUGGAUUUAAUUAAAAAAUGUUUAGAGCUUGAUUUUACUAAACGUUCAAGUUGUAAAGAAAUAUUAAGUCAUCCAUUUUUUUCUAAUAGGAUACCAAAAUUACUUUCAUUUAAAAUAAAAGAUUAAAAAAAAUCAUUGCUUAUAAAGACUCAUAGAAAUUCAAAUUUCUAAUGUGUUAAUAAUUUAGCAUCUGAUCAAUCUAUGAAUAGUCUCAGCUAAUCCAAAUCUCCUUCCUAAUUUGUUAGUUACAGACAUUCUCUCAACUUAUAGAAAUAAACAACAGUUUUUCCUGAAAGUAUUUAUUCAAUAUAUAUAAUAGUUAAUAUCUUUUAAGGAAAAUCAAAAUAUUUUUUCACUAGAAACUCUCAGCAUGAAAGUUUGAAUUGA